Molecule: messenger RNA, 1266 nt
Organism: Rotaria sp. Silwood1
Lineage: Eukaryota; Metazoa; Rotifera; Eurotatoria; Philodinida; Philodinidae
Source: the annotation of a GenBank genome assembly
AUGAAAAAUUUAGUUUCUAAUGUUUUAAAACCAUCUAUUUUUGUUGAUCACUCGGAUAUCAUUUAUUUUACAAAUGAUACUACGGUUAAAAUGUUAAAAACAGAUGGUUCAUUAAAAACUGUAGCUGGAAAUGGCACCUCGGGCUCUGCUUUGAAUCAACUGAAAUGGGCAUCAGGCAUCUAUGUUGAUCAAAAAGGAGCUGUUUAUGUAUCAGAUGGAGGCAAUUUUAGAGUGAUGAAAUGGAAUUCAAAUGCAAAAGAAGGAAUAAUAGUUGCAGGCGGAUAUGGACAAGGAAUGAAUGCAAGUCAACUGUUUGGUGUACAAUCUUUAUUUGUUGAUGAACUUAAUAACAAUACACUUUAUGUUUGUGAUGUUUACAAUUUCAGAAUACAAAAGUUUCUCAAGAAUUCGCUUAUCGGAAUUACAGUUCUAAAUAAGAAUAUGAAUUCUAUUCUUGAUUUUCCAAGUUCGAUAUACGUUGAUUUUAACGAUGUGAUUUAUAUAUCUCAAGAUAAAGGAAUAUUCAGAUGGUUUCAAGGUCUUCAACGUGCUGAAGUUGUUUUAGCUGGACAUGUGGGAAACAAUUCAGAUCGAUUUAGGUUCGGAUCUAGUUUCAAAUUCGAUAACAAUUGGAACAUCUUUCUAACAGAUGCAGUUAAUAAUCGCAUCCUAAAAUAUUUGUUUAAGACAGAAUCAUGUUCAACUAGCAAAUAACUCUAACUUAUCAUAUCGUAAAAUACUUUUAUAUCUCAUAAUUUUCUAUGUUUUAACUGAAUCUUUCACUAAUGCUAAAUAUUUUGAUAUUUCUUCUAAUAAAUUAUAAUCUUGAAUGUGCCGUAUGACUCAUGUAUGACAAAAAUUCUAACUUUUCUGUAACAUCGGUCUUGACGAAGAUUAUCCUGUCUUGUAAACUCUCAUAAAAAUAAAAACUGGCUUUCAUGUUUUAGUUCUUUAAAUGGCUCCUAAAACGAAAGGUUUAUCAGACAAAACAGUUUGCAAUGCUUUGCAGAAAGCGUCAAAAUAGGAAAGACAUAUUACUCGUUUCGAUUUUUUAUGCUCGUUUGGAAAAACAAAGAUUUUUUGAGUUUAAAUAGAAGUUUCUUAACUGUGAAAGUCGCAAAAAUUGGAAAACCGGUUUGAGAUUUGAUUUGAUUUGAUUUUCCCUAUUGAAGGAGUUAGUGGUACUGUCUUCCGAAAAUGAGAACUACAUUCUAGGGUGUCAGUGUGGGUGGGUGUGGGUGUGGGUGUGGGGUGUGGGUGUCGGUG